Centruroides sculpturatus (bark scorpion) is the source of this 1193-nucleotide messenger RNA. RefSeq names its product gamma-secretase subunit Aph-1-like (gene aph-1). Gene Ontology annotation, biological process: positive regulation of catalytic activity; protein processing; Notch signaling pathway. Gene Ontology annotation, molecular function: protein-macromolecule adaptor activity. The record is from RefSeq and is a predicted model, not a curated record. Lineage: Eukaryota; Metazoa; Arthropoda; Arachnida; Scorpiones; Buthidae. Gene Ontology annotation, cellular component: endoplasmic reticulum; membrane; gamma-secretase complex. Bases 122 to 862 code for a protein of 246 amino acids. The transcript is spliced from 6 exons.
UCAGUUGGCAACACUUAAAAAUGUAGAACGGAAGCGAGAAGUGGUGUGUACGUUUAAUCAUAUCUAAUGCCUUUAAAGGGAUAAUUAUUCGAUUUUUUUGUAGAGAAAAUAAGGUGGAAAGAUGACGGUUAUGGAAUUUUUUGGUUGUACUUUUAUAGCAUUUGGUCCACCUUUUGCUAUGUUCAUUUUAACAAUCGCCAAAGAUCCGAUACGUAUCAUCAUAUUGAUAUCGUCGGCAUUUUUUUGGUUACUUUCUUUACUAUUAUCAUCUCUUUUGUGGUAUAUUGUCUAUCCCUUAAGGAAGCAAUUAGCAUUUGGUGUAGUGUUCUCAGUCCUGUUUCAAGAGACGUUUCGUUUCUGUUUUUAUAAAUUGUUGAGGAAAGCUGAAGUUGGAUUAAAAAAAGUUGAAGAAGUAGGAGUUGAUGGAACGGCAGUUUCUAGUAAUAGAAAUACUUUAGCUUAUGUUGCUGGACUUGGAUUUGGUGUUAUGAGUGGUGCUUUUUCGUUGGUUAAUGUACUUGCAGAUUCUUCUGGGCCAGGAACAGUAGGUUUGAAAGGAGAUUCGCCUGACUUUUUUCUUAUUUCUGCUUUCACCACAUUGGCCUUUAUUCUGUUGCAUACUUUUUGGGGAGUGAUAUUUUUCAAUGCAUGUGACCAGAAACAAUAUUUUCAAAUUGUUUAUGUUCCUGUUUCUCAUCUAUUCAUUUCCUGCCUAACCUUAUUAAAUCAACAGAAAGAGUAUGCCGUAUCCUUAACUCCGAUCUACACUUUAAUUAUCUUAAGUGGCAUCCUGGCAUUCCGAGCAGCAGGUGGAUCACUGAACAGUUUUCGGGCUUUCUUUGAUUACAAAAUAACCAAUUGAGGAUUGCCGAAAAUAGAUGAAUUUUAAAUUGAAGUUUGGACUAUGAAAAACAAACAAAAAACUUUUUUUGUGCAUUAGACUGAAAAUUUACAGUUCGGGGAGGAACAUCACCGGUGUCCAGAAGUGUUGAAGAAAAGCAGAAUUUCAAAAGUCAGAAUUUUGAAGUAAAACCGUAAUCCAUCCUUAAUGAUUUUGAAUAAUGUAAUAAAAUCAUAUUUUAUUAAUUUAGAGUACAUAAAGUAGAUAUUCGGCAUGACUGAAAACAACCAACACAUAGCAUAAUGCCGCAGGAGAGGAACAAUCCUAAACAACAUUUUAAAACUUUAAAACA